CGCUAUUUUGUUAUUUAUGGUUCAUUGCAUUUUCGUAAGUGUUUUCAUUGGUUAAUGCGAUAUGAGCUUUGUACAAGCAAAUUUUCAAGAGUGCAAGUCAGUUCCUGAAACUUUGCAAUGGCAUAUCGCAGGGGAACCUGAAAAACACACUCUCUGUAGCAAUGGGUUGGCUGUGGUUCCUGGUUUUGAAACUGACUUUUGGAAAAACACAUAUUAUGAUCCAGUGCUUCGGGCUCAUAGUGGAAAUGUUCUUGGAUUGGAAACCGAAGAAAAAAUGUUCCUUGCUGAAACACAAUUUUCAUUUGACCCAAAGAUGAAAUUUGACCAAGCUGGUAUCUUUAUUGGCCAAGAUGAAAAGACUUGGUUGAAAGCUGGUGUUGAAUAUGUAGAUGGCAAAGCUUGGCAAAGUGUUGUUACUACUAGGGAUGAGUUCUCUGAUUGGUCAAAAUCCACCGAGUCUUGGCCAGUAGGAAAAGAUAUCUAUCUUCGUGUGUAUAGGCAAGGAACCAGUUAUGUGGUUGAAGUUAGCCAGGACGGCAUCGACUACAAAUUUGUUCGUAUCUCUCACAUGCCUACUAAUGGCAAGGUGUUGGUCGGUAUAAUGGCGUGCCGACCAUCCAAAAAUGAUGGUUCACAAACCAGUAAAGAUCUCGCUGUUACAUUCCGUUAUUUCAGUUUGGAAGAGAAUAAGGGCUAUCAUCAUAAUGCUGAAUGAGAGUAGUUGUGUAAUUAAAACUAUUUGAUUUAACUAACUCACUAAUUAUGCAGUAAACCUUUCAUAUACUUUGUUAUGUAAUCAUAGUGUACUAAUCCCCUAAUUUAGAACUUUAGGCUUAAGUUCAGUAAUUAGUAUUUCACAGCAAUAGUUACUAGUUAGUGUUUGUUUUUAUAGCUUACACGAAUGAUUUCUUUUGUGCUGAAGUGGUGCUUGAAUUGCUAUGGAAAUAUUUCUAUAAUUAACCACUAAUGUCAUAAUCUCCAAUUUCUGUUUGUGUUUCAGUAUAUGUAAUUAACAGUAAUUAAAACAAAACAUGUUUACAUGGAACAUAUAAUGAACUUUUAAUGUGCAUAUUUCGACUUUGUUUAGUUAGUGGUAUUUUUAAACUUUGUCCGUAUCACGCCAUGUGAAAGUCCCUUGUGUGGAAUAAAUGUAUCCAAGCAUCUAGUA
Ciona intestinalis (vase tunicate) is the source of this 1168-nucleotide messenger RNA. RefSeq lists its product as uncharacterized. NCBI's taxonomy places the organism in Eukaryota, Metazoa, Chordata, Ascidiacea, Phlebobranchia, Cionidae. The record is from RefSeq and is a predicted model, not a curated record.